This is a messenger RNA of Melospiza georgiana, 1459 nucleotides long. RefSeq names its product T-box transcription factor 19 (gene TBX19). The transcript has 8 exons. Gene Ontology annotation, molecular function: DNA-binding transcription factor activity, RNA polymerase II-specific; RNA polymerase II cis-regulatory region sequence-specific DNA binding. NCBI's taxonomy places the organism in Eukaryota, Metazoa, Chordata, Aves, Passeriformes, Passerellidae. The record is from RefSeq and is a predicted model, not a curated record. The coding region runs from base 164 to 1459 and encodes 431 amino acids. Gene Ontology annotation, biological process: positive regulation of DNA-templated transcription; heart morphogenesis; cell fate specification. Gene Ontology annotation, cellular component: nucleus.
UCACUGCCCAUUGGGACUUCCAGGGGAAAUAGCUAGGCAGUGGCAAAAGAGUGAGGAGAGCACGUUUGUCGGGUGGUACCCAAUGAACUGACUUCUUUUUUUAUUUAGCUUAUUAUUUUUGUCUUUUCAGCAGCUACCUGAAGUUUCUGGCAGUAAAGCCAUCAUGGCAGACCUGGGCUGCAAAAAACCCAGCGACUGCACUGUCUCCAGGCUCCUCAGUGUAGUGGAGAGUGAACUCCGGGCUGGAAGAGACAAAGGCGACCCCACAGAGAAACAGCUCCAGGUUGUCUUGGAGGAUGCAACGCUAUGGCAGAGAUUCAGGGAAGUCACUAACGAGAUGAUCGUGACCAAGAAUGGCAGGCGGAUGUUCCCUGUUUUGAAGAUCAGUGUGUCAGGCUUGGAUCCAAAUGCCAUGUAUUCCUUCCUGCUGGACUUUGCUCCAACUGAUGGCCACCGCUGGAAGUACGUCAAUGGAGAAUGGGUGCCAGCUGGGAAACCAGAGCCACCGAACCACAGCUGUGUGUACAUUCACCCAGACUCUCCCAACUUUGGGGCCCAUUGGAUGAAAGCUGCCAUUUCCUUCAGCAAAGUCAAACUUACCAACAAGCUCAAUGGGAGUGGGCAGAUAAUGUUGAACUCCCUGCACAAAUACGAGCCCCAGGUGCACAUAGUUCGUGUAGGAGGCCCCCACCGGAUGGUGAUGAACUGCUCCUUCCCUGAGACGCAGUUCAUAGCGGUGACUGCCUACCAGAAUGAAGAGAUAACAGCUCUCAAAAUCAAGUAUAAUCCCUUUGCCAAAGCCUUCCUGGAUGCAAAGGAAAGAAACCAUUCUAAGGAUGCUCCAGAGACAGUCUCUGAAGGUCAACAUAUGACAUAUUCUCACUUGGGUGGCUGGUUGAUUUCCAACCCAGAUCCAAUGUGUGCCUCGGGAAGCUCCAAUUACCAGUACGGUGGGGCUUUGCCUCUGCCCGCUCCACAGGCUCCCCACAGCUGCGAGAGAUUCUCAGCCCUGCGAGGCCAUCGGGCUGCUCCAUACCCACCCUCCUACAUGCAGAGGAAUCACUCCCCUUCAGUUAACUUAUUGGACAGCUCCAGCAAUAAUCUUCAGGUAUUCUCAGGACACGACAGCUGGACUUUGCCAUCCUCUCCACAGACUAAUUUGCUCUCAAUGCCACACACAAAGGGAGGUGCCAGCCCUGGACCCAGCCACUACCCUUGCCUGUGGACAGUGAGCAACAGUGCUGUAAAUGCUGCCAACCCAGGAAGCGAGGUGAACAGAAACCCUCCAAGUGUGUUUUUAAGGGGUAAUAUCCCCUUACCUGCUGCUUCAUCAGUGCAAAUCCCUCUGCAGGGAAUGGUGUCUGGCAGCAUGGAAGCACAAGGGGAAGGCACUCUCACCAGACUGACUGACUCUGCGUGGACAUCCUCACACUCCUUUCAAUGGACAGGCAGCUCCUGA